UUUGUAACUGAAGUCUGUUACAGGCAGCAGUCUUUGGAGUGAUCUCUACCUUCACGGGGAAAUGAGGCAAAAGUAAUUGAGGGGUGUUUGGCUGGGCUGCGCUGGCAGGAGUGUCUUCAGGAAAACAACUUUGAAAGGCUGUUGUGUGGGUGGGUGUGCGUGGGCGUGUGGCCCUUCACUUUUUCAAAAGGGCAUCAACACCAAGGAAUCAACCAAGCCUUCUCAUUGUGAGUGACUGUCCUGGCAAAACCUUGGUUUUCAUUUACCCAAGAGGACCCUGCUGCAGCUCCAGGUUGGACAGAGCAUUUGGGGGACCCUUAUCCACUCUCCCGACACGCUCACCGAGCCAAGUGGUGGAAAUGAAAGAUGAGUGAUUCAGAUGGAUGGAUUUCCGGAACAUACAGAAAAAUGGAAGAAGGUCCUCUCCCUCUGUUGACCAUUGCAACAGCUCCCUACCAUGACCAGAAACCAGGAACGAGCGGAUUACGGAAGAAAACCUAUUACUUCGAGGACAAACCAUGCUAUCUGGAGAAUUUCAUCCAGAGUAUCUUCUUUUCCAUAGACCUAAAAGAUCGCCAGGGAUCGUCACUGGUGGUUGGUGGAGAUGGGCGGUAUUUUAAUAAAUCGGCAAUAGAAACAAUAUUGCAGAUGGCGGCAGCCAAUGGGAUUGGGCGCUUGGUUAUUGGGCAGAAUGGAAUCCUCUCCACCCCUGCUGUGUCCUGCAUCAUCAGAAAAAUCAAAGCCAUUGGUGGAAUCAUUCUGACAGCCAGUCACAACCCCGGAGGGCCCAAUGGAGAUUUUGGAAUCAAAUUUAAUAUUUCCAAUGGAGGUCCUGCUCCAGAAGCAAUAACUGAUAAAAUUUUCCAAAUCAGCAAGACAAUUGAAGAAUAUGCAAUUUGCCCUGACCUGAAAGUAGACCUUGGUGUUCUGGGGAAGCAGCAGUUUGACCUGGAAAACAAGUUCAAGCCCUUCACAGUGGAAAUUGUGGAUUCAGUGGAAGCUUAUGCUACGAUGCUGAGAAACAUCUUUGAUUUCAAUGCAUUGAAAGAACUGCUCUCUGGGCCAAACCGACUAAAGAUCCGUAUAGAUGCCAUGCAUGGAGUUGUGGGACCGUACGUAAAGAAGAUCCUCUGCGAAGAACUCGGUGCCCCUGCAAACUCCGCUGUCAACUGUGUUCCUCUGGAGGACUUCGGGGGCCACCACCCUGACCCCAACCUCACCUACGCAGCUGACCUGGUGGAGACGAUGAAGUCUGGAGAGCAUGACUUCGGGGCUGCCUUUGAUGGAGAUGGGGAUCGGAACAUGAUUCUGGGCAAGCAUGGGUUCUUUGUGAACCCCUCAGACUCCGUGGCUGUCAUUGCUGCCAACAUCUUCAGCAUUCCAUACUUCCAGCAGACCGGGGUCCGCGGCUUUGCACGCAGCAUGCCCACCAGUGGUGCCCUGGACAGGGUGGCGAACGCCACAAAGAUCGCUUUGUAUGAGACCCCAACUGGUUGGAAGUUUUUUGGGAAUCUGAUGGAUGCAAGCAAACUGUCCCUCUGUGGGGAGGAGAGCUUCGGUACUGGUUCCGACCACAUUCGUGAGAAAGAUGGGCUGUGGGCUGUGCUUGCCUGGCUCUCCAUUCUGGCCACCCGCAAACAGAGUGUGGAGGACAUCCUCAAAGACCACUGGCACAAGUUCGGCCGCAACUUCUUCACCAGGUAUGAUUAUGAGGAGGUGGAAGCUGAGGGCGCCACCAAAAUGAUGAAGGACUUGGAGGCCCUCAUGUUCGAUCGCUCCUUCGUGGGGAAGCAGUUCUCAGCGAAUGACAAGGUUUACACGGUGGAGAAAGCUGACAACUUUGAGUACCAUGACCCGGUGGAUGGAAGCGUCUCCAAAAACCAGGGCUUGCGGCUCAUUUUUGCAGAUGGUUCUCGCAUCAUCUUCCGACUGAGCGGUACCGGGAGUGCGGGAGCCACCAUCCGGCUGUACAUUGAUAGCUAUGAGAAGGACAAUGCCAAGAUCAACCAGGACCCCCAGGUCAUGUUGGCUCCCCUCAUUUCCAUUGCUCUGAAGGUGUCCCAACUCCAAGAAAGGACAGGACGCACUGCACCCACCGUCAUCACCUAAGAACACAGACCAGAUGAUGUACGUCCCUCCGCCCCAAGUCAUCUGAUUGAAGAGCAUGGACGGAAACAAAGUGGAUAGGCCCCGACUUUCUGGGAUUUGAUCUUUACACUAACUGUUGCCAAACAGCGCGUUCGUGAGGCACUGCUGGUUGAGAGGCCCUUGGGAGCCACGUGGGAAGGAGGGAGGGGCCCCGAGGUUUCUGCUAACGUCAGUCCCUGAUCCUGCCCUCCUGCACUGCCCCUGGGUGGGUGCUUGCCUCCUAGCCUCAGGUACCAUUACACUGCUGUGGAAGGAGGAGGGUGGGCAUCCACGAGAGGCCCCUUUCCAUCCUGGGGCUAUGCCAGUGCAGUGCCAGUGCCAGUUGCUUUCCCCUUCGGGAAUCGUUCCCCCAUUUACUGUUUACAUUUUACCCAACAAAGUGCAACUUCUGGUGCCUUCUCUCCAAUCAGUUUUUCCUCAGAGUGAGACGUACUCGUCUAGAUUUCUGCCUUGUUUUGCAACAUGGUCCCGCUACACAAUUAUUUUGGGCCUUGACCUGUCAAGACA
Molecule: messenger RNA, 2655 nt
Organism: Oryctolagus cuniculus (rabbit)
Lineage: Eukaryota; Metazoa; Chordata; Mammalia; Lagomorpha; Leporidae
Gene: PGM1
Product: phosphoglucomutase 1
Biological process (GO): carbohydrate metabolic process
Cellular component (GO): cytosol
Molecular function (GO): magnesium ion binding; phosphoglucomutase activity
Source: RefSeq, marked provisional